Molecule: messenger RNA, 823 nt
Organism: Leptinotarsa decemlineata (Colorado potato beetle)
Lineage: Eukaryota; Metazoa; Arthropoda; Insecta; Coleoptera; Chrysomelidae
Product: myophilin
Biological process (GO): actin filament organization; actomyosin structure organization
Cellular component (GO): actin cytoskeleton
Molecular function (GO): actin filament binding
Source: RefSeq, a predicted model, not a curated record
UGGGUUUCCCAAUCCUGAAGAAACUCGAAUAUGAUUUCAAAUGAAUGAUGGUUGGAAACAAGUGUGAACACCCACGCUUUCUGCCUGCAUAUAGCUCAACAGCUGAGCACAGACGCCUCAGUAGCAUCGCGACGCCACAAGAUUUAACACUUUGAUCAACAUGUCGAAACGCAACAAGGAACUAGAAUCCGAAGUCCUGAACUGGAUCUUCGCCUGUUUGGGAGAACCCGUACCCAAAGGCGAAUUUGAAGAUAUCCUUCGGGACGGUGUGGUGCUGUGCAACCUCAUCAACAAAUUAGCUCCGGGAUCAGUCAAGAAAAUCCAGUCUAAAGGAACCAACUUUCAGUUGAUGGAAAACAUUCAGAGGUUUCAGGCCGCUGUUAAAGCUUACGGGCUGCCUCAGGAGGAAAUUUUUCAGACUGCUGAUCUUUUCGAGAAGAGAAAUAUUGCACAGGUAGCAAUAUCUCUUUUUGCUCUCGGUCGUAUCACUCAAAAACAUCCUGAGUGGACAGGACCAACGCUGGGCCCUAAAAUGGCCGACAAGAAUGAGAGGACUUUCACCGAGGAACAACUGAGGGCUAGCGAGGGGCAUCUAAAUCUUCAGAUGGGCUACAACAAAGGUGCCUCUCAGGCUGGUCACGGAGGUUUUGGAAAUACCCGUCACAUGUGAUUCUAUCAAUGUUUUCCAAUGUGCCUUUCAUAUAUCGACUUAAUAUUUAUUUUUGUAAAUCUGUAAUCUCUUCAGAGUAUUGUAUGAGUAUAUUAUAAGUGAGUAAAUUGUUAUUAUCAAAUUUUUCAUUAUAUUUGGUACUUAGUCCAAAAA